Molecule: messenger RNA, 3878 nt
Organism: Pocillopora damicornis (cauliflower coral)
Lineage: Eukaryota; Metazoa; Cnidaria; Anthozoa; Scleractinia; Pocilloporidae
Biological process (GO): regulation of centriole replication
Cellular component (GO): cytosol; centriole; centrosome
Source: RefSeq, a predicted model, not a curated record
AAAAUCAAAAUGGCGCGCGAAUUAAAGCAAAUCAGAAUUAACGAAAUUUAAAGCAGAAUGGAGUGAUGUAAAAAAAAUUAGUCAAAUCAGGGAGAACAUGAAGAAGCAAGGGAAUGAAGGAAGGAAAGUGUUGAAACCAAGUCCCAAUGAAGAGGCGAAUAUACUCCAAGAUGAGAAAGUCAAAAGGAAGAAGCAACGCUUAAAACAGAUCAGAGAACAAGAGAAAGCAUUUUCUCGUAAAGUGCUAAAGGAUGCCAGAAAAAGAAAAAAUAUUGGGCUGAAAGAACUGACCUCUCAUCUGAAGGACCAAUGGGAGAUUGCACAAGAAAAGCGGAAAUUAGAUUUGGAGAAAAAAUAUCAAGAAAAUGUGGCAGAGUUUGGAUUGGGACACAGGACUGCUUCUGAGGAUCAAACAAACUAUUCUAAACCAGAUAUGACUGUGGAGGAAAGACAGAGGGCAUCAGAGAGAUACAAGAAAGCACUAGAACAGGAAGCUAGCCUUGGAGAUUGAACGUCAGCGAGCAGCAAGGAUUGCGUCUUUACCUCCAGUAGUUGAUCCCAUUAAGGACUUAAGUCAGGAGAAAGGUGCAGGAGAAAGUUUGUUUGUGCGCAUAUUUCAGCCUCCACACAAAAGGUUGGAGGAUGCAGAGGAUCGCCAAAGAGACUUAGAGCAAGUAUUUGAAGACAUGUACAUGAUGCACACAGGUUACACAGGUGAUCUGACUGUUGCACUGGAACCUCCUGAGCAUCUAAGACCUUCAUCAGUAGAUAGCCUUCUAUCUGAGAGUGAUCAAGGAUCUGCUGAACCAGUAGGAGCCAAAAAGCCACCACAACCCCCUAAUGCAGUUGUUCCUGAUGAGAGAUCAGGAGGAGCAGAACAUGGUGGUGAGCCUGUAGCUGGGCCUAAAAUCGCACCCCCAGGUUAUGGUGCCACAAAGGGGCCUUCUGAAGGUGUACCCCCUACAGAUCCAUUGCAACGACUCUUAAAAAGGAUUGAGAGGCAGCGCGACCAGUGGAAGGAAAGGCAGCUUCCAGAAGGAAGGCAACCUCCUGGUGCAGGAGAAACAGGAAUUCCUCUUUCAGUUACCUCAACAAUGCUGCCCCAAAGAACCCAGGAAUUCAGGAUCCCAGACACCAUACCAUUUCCUGCUGCCCCAGAACAAAUCGCCGAAGCUGAAUUUUCAGGAGGAGAGGAAGAGGAAGCAGAACCUGGAAGGACUGAUGCAACUGAAAUGGAAACACGGCAGCCAAUGCCAGGGAUGGAGCAUGAAAUAGACAGAGUCAACCCACCAGCAAGUGGUGCAAGGACAUUGCUCCAUCCAUUGGAAGCUGCACAACGAUCUCGCACCACCACCCCUAUGCCAACAGCACAACUCAGCCAACAAGAAGCUCUUCUAGAGCAACAGAAACUCAAACUACAACUGCAACAGCAAAAUCUUCUUCAGCAGCAACUAGAGCAACAACUGCAAGCCUACCAGAGGCAACUUGCUGAUAUUUAUGGACAUGUGGAUAUGCCUGAAGGUCUAUCAGUGCCUGAAGGUCUAUCAGUGCCUGAUCAAAGGCUCUCUCCAGAAGUACCAUUCACUCAUAGCCCCCCUUAUGACAAUGACCCAUUUCUGACAAACACUGGAGCAGUGGACACAGAAGGCAGGUCAUUCCAUGUCCAAGCCCCACACAAUUCAGUACCUCAAACAGAAGAGCCCAAAAGUCCUUCAACAGAUGGCUCUCCAUUGCUUUCUGAUGCCCUCGAGUCCUCAACACUAGAGAGUAUCACCUCAGAUGAAUCUGGAAUGUCCUCAGAUUUCCAAAGAACAUUACAAGCAGCACGCUUAACAGCGGAAAAGGCUGCCCAGUUUCGGACAACAGAAAGGGAGAUUUUACAGGAGUAUGACAAGGCACAAUUGGAUGACUUCCCCUCUGAUAGAGGUCAAAUGUAUUUAAGAAAGGACACAAUGUCUGGUAGAGCAUCAAGCCUUCAAUCUGAGGAGCUUGUUAAUGUUUCAACUCCGUCAACUCUUUCGCUUAGUGUGACGUUAUCUUCUGAUCUAAGUGUGACAGCUGCUGUGUCACAGACCUCACACUCAGGUCAACCCUUUCUUGACACAAGGCGUGUAUUUCCACCCACCUCCCAAGGUUGGUCACAAUACUCUGAUGUCAAGGACGCUACAAGCAUUGCUGCUGCCACAUCAUUGCUCAGUAAUGUAAAGGCCUCACAAGGCAUAGGUUUUUCUCAGCCAUCAUCAGCAAAUGUACAGCAAUUUUCUGUGUUGUCUUCAAGAACUGAGCCAUCGAGUCACUUUUCAAGGGCUGUGACACCACCAGUUUUGAGCAGUGGGCUAGCAAAAAAUUUCCCUGACACAAUUUCUGCUUUCCAACCAAUCACUCGCUCUGGUUAUUCUCCAGGUUAUUUAGACUUCUACCAGCAAAAGAUGGAAGAAGAACGACAGCUCUUCGAAGCUCAAAGAACUCGUGUUCAGCGUCACAGUGACUUGUAUAAGAAAAGGACCCCAGGUGGUUUAGGUACUAAAAUGUACCAGGCCAAAGGAAGUGCAAGCAACAGUGUGCCUUUUAUAGGGCCCCUCACAAAAACAAGCCCUUCACUAUGGGAACAGCCUGUCAGGGCUCAUACCAACUUGGGUAGGAACAUAGAGGACACAAACAAAGAGAAUUUGGGUUUUGUAGCAAAUUCUACAGCAUUUCAGGGGCAGGACAGACUACGUGCUAUUUCACAAAGGCUUGGUGCCUUUGAAAAAUCACUGACUACUGCACCUAAUUCUACAGUUGUUACCUCAUCCAGUUACACCCAGAAGCCUUUGUUCACAAGCGGCGACUGGAGUCAUGGCUCCAGCACGGAGUAUUUGUCCCUUCCACAUGAAUCUGAAGGUCCAAAUGCUCGUGGCAGCAUAGGCUCAACAUUUUCCACCUUGUCCGAGCUCACAGAAAUGAUGACACGCUUGACAUCCACAAGUGAUGAAGCUGAAAGCACAUCAUCCAAGGCUCAGGGAGCAUCAGGUGCCCUAGAGGUACAUUCUUUUGGUACCCAUGGGAGACGAAUUGGCCAAGUCCCAGAAAGAACUUCAAUAAAGGGACCUGACUCAUCAGUUGGCCAGACAUCUUUCACUUCCUUAGAAAGGAACGUUAAUUUAAGGGGCUUAUCUGGGGAAGGGCCUUUAGCUUCAAGCACUGUAAGCAAUUUAGGAGCAAAAGGGCCUUUGAAUGCAGCACUUACUCAUGUUGCUUCUGAGAAAAGCACAUCAUCAUCAGGUACUGUGGAACACUCGCUGAGUUCACAAGGGUCACGCCUGACCAGGGGCUCAGACGGGAAACAAUGGUUUGUACUUUCUCGAUCACAUACUAUGUCAUCUGGAGGUGGAAUGUUAGAGAAGGGUGGUGGCAUCCCAGAGGAGGCUGGUGCUGAUAAUGUGUUCUCUGACGCUAAUGAAGGCAAAAGUCACUUAUUAGGCAGAACAGAGACUGGGUCAGAGGCAUCAAUUUCCUCAGGAAGUCUGUCCUCUGCCAUGCUGCAUUCUGGUACCACUGAGGAACUUAAUGAAACAUCACCCACAAACAGCGAGCCACAGGGACAAACACAUUCAAUGGUAUUUUCUUCCUCCCCUGAGACUCAUGGUGAAUCCUCUCCAUAAUCUGGCCACACUUAGGAAGCAAAAGACAUCUCAGGUGUUGGUCAAAAAUUCAAAAUAUUUUUGGGAAAUUAUGGAAAUGGAAUGGGGAAGGCUUUGACAAAGAUCAUCAAAAUAAACUAAUUUUUAAAAAAAAUGGUCUCCUUAUGUUUUCUGUACCCGCAAAGCAUUUGUAGAGUAACUCAUUCUAUACAGUGCUAUCAGCUUGGAUUUUUUUAAAAAUAAUGGAUUGUGCUU